AAGAGUAGUGGCAAGCUAUACGAAAUUUGAUCGUUAUUUAAACGCAUUUUUAAGUUGUUUUGUUUCAGCUUUACUAUAUAAUAAUUUUUUACUUUAAAUUUUUGUUUGUAUUUAUGUUAAUACUGUUAUUGUUUUUGUUAUUAUAUUUUACUUUGUGUUUUUUAUGAAGUUUUUGCGUGUUGAUAUUUCCGUAUUCUAUAGCACUAACUCGAAGAAGAUAUGUAACCUAGAUGUUUUAAUUAAACAGUUUUUGCUGAUUAUAUGUUUAUGUAUGAUAUAUCACCAGUAUAAUUGCGUAAAUGAAACCGAUAACAAGCUUUGUAGUUAGGAAAAGUGAACAAUGGUGAAUGUUCCUGGGCUAAUUUCUAUUUUAAUAUUUUAUGCUUUGAUAUUUUUUAUUGGAUUAUGGGCUGCUCGAAAAAAGAAAACAGGAAAAGGCAGCAAAGAUGAUGAGCUAUUAUUAGCCGGUCGAAACAUUGGCUACAUUGUUGGAGCAUUUACUAUGACAGCAACUUGGGUUGGAGGGGGAUACAUAAAUGGUACUGCGGAGUCCGUGUACUUAACAGGCCUUGUCUCAGCACAAGCUCCGUGGGGGUAUGCUUUAAGUUUGGUUUUUGGUGGAAUAUUGUUUGCCAAAAAAUUACGCGAAGCUAAUUACGUUACUAUGUUAGAUCCGUUGCAGGAAAAGUAUGGUACAGAAAUGGGUGCCAUUUUAUAUAUUCCUGCUCUUCUUGGAGAGAUAUUCUGGUCUGCAGCUAUACUAAGUUCACUUGGAGCUACUCUUAGCAUUAUUUUAGGUUUAAGAAUUGAUUACGCAGUAAUAAUAUCAGCUUUAAUUGCAGUUGGUUACACAUUUUUUGGGGGGUUAUAUUCAGUUGCUUAUACUGACGUGGUUCAGCUAAUUUGCAUCUUUUUUGGACUAUGGAUCACCGUACCCUUUGCUAUGACACACGCUCAAGUACAUAAGUUAGCUAAUACGAGAAAUCAAUGGAUUGGCAAUAUAGAAAGUCGUAAUUUAGGUGUGUGGCUAGAUAGUGCUUUGCUAUUGGUAUUUGGAGGUAUUCCGUGGCAAGUUUAUUUCCAAAGAGUUUUAUCCGCUAAGUCAGUAAAAAGUGCCCAGGUGCUUUCAUAUUCAGCUGCAGUCGGUUGUAUAAUCAUGUCCGUCCCAUCUAUUCUGAUAGGAGCAGUUGCAAAAUCAACCGAUUGGAAAAAAGUUCUUUCUGACAAUUCAACACAGUUAACUGCAGAUGGUGUUAUUGCUGACUCGCGCUUAGUUUUACCAAUGGUACUUUAUCAUCUUACUCCAACAUGGGCUUCAUUUUUUGGUUUGGGUGCAGUUUCGGCAGCUGUCAUGUCUUCUGCAGAUUCAUCUGUACUAUCGGCCAGUUCGAUGUUUGGGAAUAAUAUAUACAAAGUAUUAAUUAGGCGAAAGGCUUCAUCUAAAGAAUUUUUAUGGGUAAUACGUAUUGGUAUUAUUGUGGUAGGAGUUAUUGCAACUCUAAUGGGACUAACAAUUACAAAUAUAUAUGAUUUGUGGGUGCUGUCUUCAGACUUAGUUUAUGUAUGUUUAUUCCCACAACUGUUAUGUGCAGUAUAUAUUAAGUUUGUAAACGUUUAUGGUUCGGCAGCAGCAUUUGUUCUUGCUGUUUCUCUUCGAACCUUAGGCGGAGAAAAAGUAUUAGGUAUUCCAAUUGUGAUAAAAUAUCCUUAUUUCAACAAUGGUCAGCAGUUGUUUCCUUUCAAGACGUUUACAAUGAUUUGCUCGUUAAUAACGUUAGUGGUUGUUUCCAUUGUUGCUAAUUAUUUAUCAAAACACUUUUCUAAAACCAGUCUUUCUACAGACACAGAUGUGAUUCUGUGUUCCUACAAGGAUGAUGACAUCAACAAUGUUAAGUCGUUUUCACAAAUCUCUAGAUGGUCUGGAAGUUAUAAUAAUAUUACUGCAAGCGCAACUGAACUUAGAAACAGAGAUGAAAGACUGUUAUUAAAGCAUAAAUCAACUGAAAAAAUCUUGCUUGAAACUCAAGAACUUUAAAGUUUAUCUGUAUUCCUAUUUAUUGUGAGCCAUUCUUUCAAUAACGAACAGCUUUAAAAGUAGAAUGGGUGUAUAAAAAAUCAAACCCCACUUGUCAUUAACUCAAAAGCAUUUUAAAAAACACCAUUAAUAUUUAUUGUUAUGUUAUUGCUAUGCAAUAGUUGUGCUAUAUACUUAAUAAGUUGCAAACACAUUGUAUUAACUAAUUUUAAGAAUCAUUUAAAAAUAAUCAAUUUAAA
This is a messenger RNA of Hydra vulgaris (swiftwater hydra), 2274 nucleotides long. RefSeq names its product high-affinity choline transporter 1. Gene Ontology annotation, molecular function: choline:sodium symporter activity. The record is from RefSeq and is a predicted model, not a curated record. Gene Ontology annotation, cellular component: plasma membrane. Lineage: Eukaryota; Metazoa; Cnidaria; Hydrozoa; Anthoathecata; Hydridae. Gene Ontology annotation, biological process: transmembrane transport; choline transport; acetylcholine biosynthetic process.